AUGCGACCAGGAACACCUGGAGUCGAAUUAGCCGUGAUGGGCGACUCACUGGAGCAUGCAAACCCCCGGGGGCGCGAACAAGUGCCCAGUACUUCAGAAGCCGAGUUUUUCCUUCGUUGUGAGUCCCCCGAUGGGGAAUCGAGGACGCAACAGCGCGGACCAUCGCCAAGCUUCCGCGACGCCAGCAGAACCAGUUUACACAGCGAUGAUACGCGUUCAUUUCUCCCUCAAAGACAGGUCUCUGGGACCAGGAAAGUCGCCUCUGACACCGACGAACAUGGAAAGGGAACCGAGAAGGAUGCAUAUCGCAGCUUCUGGGAGGCAGCGCAGGCCAUGGACUGGUGGUGGUGGUGGGAGAUCGGUGCAACAACUCUGGGCAUUGCCUGUGUGGCUGCCAUAGCCGGUGUGCUUAUCUACAUCAACAACAGGACCAUUGACCAAUGGACCUUUGGCAUAGCGCCAAACUCUCUUAUCGCCAUUAUGACUACGAUCUCAAAGGCUGCAAUGAUGGUCCCCAUUGCGUCAUGCAUCAGCCAGUUGAAGUGGGAUUACUUCUCGAAAAGGCCGCGGCCGAUCAAGGACCUCGAGCUGUUUGAUACGGCCAGCAGAGGCCCUUGGGGUUCCAUUUGCUUCCUUUCACUGAUGCGGACCCAAGCUAUAACUGCCUCGGCACUGGCUAUUGUCACCGUCCUGGCACUAGGUGUCGAGCCCACAGCCCAACAGAUCUUGGAGCUAUCAUCCCGUCGUUGGGAUUCGCCAGGUAAUAAUAACGUCAGGCUUCCAAUAGCCAGCUCCUACACGUCCAAAAAGGCCGCAUUCGAAGGCAUUGACCCCACGAGUACGUUCGAACAACCAGCCACCAGCGACAUACUAUUUCAACAGGCUUCUAUUGCGCGUGGAGUUGCGGGAGAUAUCCCUAGUCUCGAGGUGAACUGCCCCUCGCCUGCUGUAGAGUGCAUGUGGGAACGAUUUAAUACACUGGGCGUCUGUACCACAGUUCAAAACGUGACAGAUAGUAUCAAGCCAGCAUGCUCGUCAGCGGACAAAGGUAGUUUCGACAAGGGUGAAGCGACUUGUGUCUUUGACUUCGCACUGAUUCGUAACUCGUCACUUGUUGGACCGACUAUCUUGGUGCCGCCCCCGUUCAACGAGACAGAGGUGGCACCAGCUCCAAUAACAAUGCGAUGGAGCUUUAAUGACGGUGGGAUACCUGGAGACUUCAACUACUUUGAAUCAGUAGGCUCGACUGGAAUCAACAAUGGCGGCAGUAAUUUGGACAUCGUCAGAUACAAAUUUGAUCCAGAUUGGAAAUACGCAACCGACGGGAUGCCCAAGACUGCCAACCCCCAGCCGAUGGAAGCGUGGAACAUCCAGUGGUACUGGUGUAGCCACUGGUAUAGCGACGUUGUUGCAACCCCCACCGGGAUUCAAAGCUUCAAAUUGGAGACAGAAAGCGUCUACCGCGAUCCUGAUGUGGAUCGUAAAGGUGUGUACGUGGCUAACAAGACAAAUGUCCAAUACCGGUUCAAUCCGGAGACUUGGACAACGUCUCACUUUCAAGCCUCAGAGGUAGCCUUGUUCAAGUAUAUAUCCCAUGCUUUCACAGACCAGAUUUAUGAAAACACUUUCCUGAUUGAUCAGCAUGACAACAAUCGUAUUCUUAGUCUUGGCAGGUUCAUGUACGGCGCAGAUAUACCCCGGCUCGCCCAGAACGUCGCAGACACGCUUUCUGUAUUGGUCAGGCAAAACAGUAGUGGAGACAACCUGGAUUCGACGUACCACUAUGGAAAUGCGUCCUAUACGGCGACAUACUACCAUGUUCGCUGGGGUUGGUUAGUGCUUCCAUUGGCCGAGGCGAUUCUUACAGCAAUCUUGCUGGCCGUGGCGAUCCUGCGAGCGAGGAGUCAACCACUGCUCAAGUCCUCACAGCUUGCCCUUGUGUCCUAUGGGAUUGAAGCACGAGGGCAAGAACAACUUGCGCUGACGAAGCCGGCGCGGAGUGCAACCGCGUUAGAAACUGAGGUCGGCAAGAAGAGAGUGAGGUUGACGAGGAACGAGACCGGCAAUAUCGGGUUUAUCGGCAGUUAG
Molecule: messenger RNA, 2088 nt
Organism: Neoarthrinium moseri
Lineage: Eukaryota; Fungi; Ascomycota; Sordariomycetes; Amphisphaeriales; Apiosporaceae
Exons: 2
Coding region: 1-2088 (695 amino acids)
Source: RefSeq, a predicted model, not a curated record